CACAUCACAAUAAUCAAUCGGAGAGCGCGUCUUCCGCCCCCUAUACAAGAAUUGCUUCGAUCCGAUCCCAGCUGCCAAGUCAAAGCAAGCCUAGAGAGGGAAGAAGAAAGAAGAAGAUGCCUUGUGUUUACAUCACCACAAAUCUAAAUCUCGACGGAGUCGAUGCCGAUCCAGUCUUCUCCGACGCCACUAAAGCCGUCGCAUCCAUCAUCGGAAGGCCAGAAUACUUCGUAAUGGUAUUACUAAAAGGAUCGGUGCCAAUAUCGUUCAAUGGGAACAAGGAUCCGGCAGCAUACGCGGAGAUAGUGUCGAUGGGAGGGAUAAACAGAGAGGUGAAGAGAAAGUUGAUUGCAAGUCUGGGCACCAUUCUUCAGAACAGGCUGUCUAUCCCCAAGACUCGCUUCGUCCUCAAAGUUUACGACACCACGGCUGCAGCUAAUGCCUCCAAAUUGUAAUACUAAAUCAUUCAUAUAUUACCACAAUGGGUCCUGUCCAACUUGCAAAUCAUAUUGAUAAUAAUAAUGUUUAUAUAAAGUUAAACCUACGUUUUUAUUGCAUAAGACUUCUACUAUUACUUCAUAAGAUUAAUUACCACCAUAAUGAGGGAGGAAAAAUCUCAGAAUUUCAGUCACUUAUUCCCGUCCCGCAUUAUAAUAAUAACAUCAUUAUACCACAACCCAUUUUUAAAGAAUGAAAACACUCAAUUAUACGGGGAAUAAGUCGUAAGUAUUAUG
Molecule: messenger RNA, 734 nt
Organism: Linum trigynum
Lineage: Eukaryota; Viridiplantae; Streptophyta; Magnoliopsida; Malpighiales; Linaceae
Source: the annotation of a GenBank genome assembly